Messenger RNA from Hevea brasiliensis (rubber tree), 4297 nucleotides. RefSeq names its product disease resistance protein RPV1. Gene Ontology annotation, molecular function: ADP binding. The transcript is spliced from 7 exons. The coding region runs from base 117 to 3179 and encodes 1020 amino acids. Gene Ontology annotation, biological process: defense response; signal transduction. NCBI's taxonomy places the organism in Eukaryota, Viridiplantae, Streptophyta, Magnoliopsida, Malpighiales, Euphorbiaceae. The record is from RefSeq and is a predicted model, not a curated record.
AAAAAUAAAAGGGGAUUCAGAUCAACUAUAAAUAGUUCCCAGCUUCACCAUUCUUCCAUCUUUCUCUGCAAUUCCUCUAGUUUCUUUUCUACCAAACAAAACCCUGCUUGUCAUGUAUGGCUUCUACUUCAUCUUUAGCCUUCUCCUCUAAAACUACCUACGAUGUUUUCCUUAGUUUUAGAGGUAUUGAUACUCGUCCAACUUUUACUAGUCAUCUUUAUUCUGCUUUAUGUCGGAAAAGUAUCCCAACAUUCAUAGACGAUGAUCUUGAGAGAGGAGAACGGAUCUCGCCAGCGCUUUUGAAGGCGAUUGAAGAAUCCAUGAUUUCAGUAGUAAUUUUCUCAGAAAAUUAUGCAUCCUCUCGGUGGUGCCUAGAUGAACUGGUGAAGAUCAUUGACUGCCAGAAAGAAAUGGGGCGAAAGAUUUUACCCAUUUUCUAUCAUGUAGAUCCUUCUGAUGUUAGAAAACAGACUGGGAAAUUUGGAGAAGCAUUUGGAAAAGUUAAAGAAAAAUUUAAGCAAAGCUUAGACAUUGUGGAGAAGUGGAGCACUGCUUUGACGGAAGUAGCCAAUCUGUCUGGAUGGGAUUCCAGCAUCUACAGGCAUGAAUCGGAAUUAAUUGACAAAGUUGUCAAACAUAUCAUGAAGAAACUAUAUCCCGUCUCCUUUAGUGCUUGUGAUGAUUUAGUUGGGAUUGAUGCUCACCUCAACGAAAUUCUGUCAUUCCUAUGUAUUGAGAUGGCAGAUGUUCGUUUUAUUGGAAUUUGGGGAAUAGGGGGCAUAGGAAAGACAACCAUUGCUGAAGCGCUUUUCGGUCAAAUCUCUGAUGAAUUUGAUGCUUGUUACUUUCUAAACAACGUUAGGGAAAGUACAGAAAAGCAUGGAUUACUGCAUUUACGACAAAAUCUUUUUUCCAAACUUGUAGGGGAUGAACAUUUGAGCAUACAAACGCCCCGUGUACUUCCCACUAUUGUUUUGGAUAUAUUGAGAAGAAAGAAGAUUUUCAUUGUUCUUGAUGAUGUCAACGAUUCAAAGCAAUUAAAGGCUUUGGCUGGAGAUCAUGGUUGGUUUGGUUCAGGAAGUAGAGUCAUAAUAACAAGCAGAGACAAACAAGUUCUUAGCAGUGUUGACAAAAUCUAUGAGGUUAAGGGAUUGGAUUGUAGUGAUGCUUUUCAGUUGUUAAGUAUGAAAGCCUUCAAACAAAAGGAUCCUCCGAUGGAAUAUAUAGAGUUGUCCAAAAGUGUGCAAGCUUAUUGUAAAGGUGUUCCAUUAGCUCUCGAAGUUUUGGGUUCCCAUUUGUGCAAUAAGACUCCUGAAGAAUGGGAAAGUGAAUUGAAUAAAUUGAAGAGAUUUCCUGACUGCAAUAUUAUGAAAGUCUUAGAAAUAAGUUAUAAUGAUUUAGAUGAAAUGGAAAAGAAAAUAUUUUUAUAUAUUGCUUGUUUCUUCAACGGAGAUUGCAAAAGCUGGGUAGAAGAUAUACUAAAUGGUUGUGAUUUUCCUACACGUUGGGGAAUAAUUCGUCUAGUGGAUAAGUGUCUCGUAACUGUUGUGAAUAACAUGUUAAAGAUGCACGAUUUGAUAGUGGAGAUGGGUCAAGACAUUGCUCGGCGGAAGGGUAUCAUAUUAUGCAAUUCUAAUGACAUUUGUCGUAUGUUGGCCACAACUAAUAAUAAGGCAAAGAAAGUUGAAGGCCUAUCUUUGGACAUGUCUGAAAUUGAAAGGGUAUAUUUGAAUAGUGCUGUCUUCUCACGAAUACCCAACUUGAGAUUGCUCAAAUUUUACUGGACUCCCUGGUUAAAGAAGGAAGGUACUGGCUUGAUAGUUGAAUCAAAUUAUCUAGAAAGUCUUCCUAACACGUUGAGUUUAUUUCAUUGGGAAGAAUACCCUUUCAAGUCUUUGCCAUUAAAUUUUUCCAUGGAAAACCUUGUCCACCUCAACGUGCGAAAUAGCAAAGUUGAAAAGCUCUGGAAUGGAGUUAAGAUUAUGGAAAGUUCAGAAGUAUUGCCCUCAUCAAAAAAUGGUAUUGUUGAAUUAGAUUUGAGAGGAUGUAAAAUGCUCAACAGUCUCCCAAAUAGCACUUGUGAAUUGAAACGCCUUGAGAUUCUGCAUCUUCAUGGCUGUUCAUAUCUUGAGAAAUUGCCUCCCUUAUAUGGUUUAUGCUCCUUAAAGAAGCUAUUUCUUGAUGGCACUGCACUUGUAGAAAUUCCCCCUGACAUUGUUUCUUUGUCAUCAUUAGAAUUACUGUCUCUAAGUGAUACUCCAAUGGAAGAAUUGCCGUCAUCAAUUGGAUGUCUCUCUUCACUUGUUAGUUUGAAUUUGAAGAGAUGUAAAAAGCUUAAGAAUCUCCCAAACAGCAUUUGUGAAUUGAAAUGUCUUGAGACUCUAUAUCUCAGUGGCUGCUCAAAUCUAGAGAAAUUGCCUCCUUUAUAUGGUUUAUGCUCUUUACGAGAUCUAUAUCUAGAUGGCACUGCACUCGUAGAAAUUCCCCCUGACAUUUUCUCUUUAUCAUCAUUGGGAGUAUUGUUUCUAAAUGAUACUCCAAUAGAAGAAUUGCCGUCAUCAAUUGGUUUUGGCUUUUCGCAUACUAAGUUGUAUUUGAUGAGAUGUGAAAGGCUAAAGAGUCUACCAAAUAGCAUUUUUGAAUUGAAAGGCCUUCAGAGGUUAGAUCUCAGUGGCUGUUCAAAUCUUGAGAAAUUGCCUCCUUUAUAUGGCUUAUGCUCUUUACAAAAGCUAUUUCUAAAUGGCACUGCACUGUUAGAAAUUCCCCCUGACACUGCCUCUUUGUCAUCAUUAAGACGACUGAGUUUACAAAACUGCAACAGACUCCAAAAGUCAGUAUCAACUUCAUAUAUUGCACCAAUAAAAUAUCGUGAAGGAUGCAGGGACUAUGGUUAUGGUUUGAAUUUUUGUAAUAGCUUAAAUUUGGACCAAAAUGCACGUGGCACAAUUAUGGCAGAUGCUAUCCGGAGAAUUAAAGAAUUAGCCAUUGCUAGAAGUUAUGGAACAUUUUAUCCUCAUUUUUUUGUUGGUUUACCUGGAAGCAAAAUUCCUGAUUGGUUGAGCUGUGAAGGCCCAGGAAAUUCAAUAGCAACUUCAUUCCCUCCUGGUUGCUUCAAUAAUAUUUUCCUUGGUUUUGUUUUUUUGUGCUAUUAUAGAAUUCAAGGCUCCUGUUUUUCAUGAGGAUGGACCCUUAAGAUGUCGAACCAGUUUCAAAAACAAUAAUGGCUACAAAGAGGCCAAUUUUACAAGUGAAUAUUUCUGUUUGGAAAAUACCAUAGAAUCAGAUCAUUUGUUCUUUUGGUACGAUGGUCAUGACAUUUCCUGUUUAGAUUGGCUCAAACAAAAUUGUGACAUGGAGAACAAGGCAUCAUUCCACCUCUACGCUGAGAAUAUGUACUCCAACUAUAUGACAAAGUGGAAAGUGAAAAGGUUUGGGUUCCACUUGUUAUAUGACAAGGUUGAGCUAAACAAAUGCAGUCCUUACAAAUGCAGAGAAGCCAAAUUUCUGGAGCAAUUCAAAGAAACAACAAAUGCCAACAAUAAGAGAAGCAGGAAAGACUUCUACUCCAGUAAUAUCAAUGGCAACCAGGAGGUGGAAACACACAGUAAAAGAUUGAGGCAAAAGUCCUCUAUGGAAGAUUACUUUUCAAAUGCUCAGGAUGGGAUUAACUACGACGCUACUAUGGUUCCUUCAAGUUCUUCAUGUGAAUUUGCUCCCAAAUUCUACAAAUUUCUUUGAAAUCCGUCCCUACUAAUUGUGGAAAACUAGGGUUUGCGGCUCUCUUUCCCUCAAGCUGCAUCGACGUCUUCCAAAUCUGGGCAUCAACUAUCUGAUCUGUCGAGUCUCAUUUGUUUUGGGCAUCAACUUUCUGAUCUGGCGAGUCUCACGAGCCCAUCUGUCGCGACUUCAGUGGCGUCUUCCAGACUCACUCUACGCCAACCUCGGCCUUCUCCAUCUCGCCAUUUAUGUUUUCAGGAGAAGAAUUGUAUUGCUGAUUCUUUAGCAAAUUGAAACUUGUGGCAUUGAAAUUAAGGCCCUUAUGUGAAAUUGCAUUCUGUAGCUCAUGACGUUCAAUUCUGGUCUGAUCCUCCAAAUGAGAUGUGGGUUUCCUCACAACAGAUGCAGUGGUAGUGACUCUGUGUUAACUCAGGAACGAAGUGCUUUGGAAUUCUAAUCAGAUUACAAGCUCUGCUUCCUCCUUCUUGAGUCAGUGGUUAGCUACCAAAGUUAGUGACCAUCCAUCCCAUUUUGACUACUCUUCGACAGUUUCUGUGGCUGAUUUGUUGAAAUGGCACAA